AUGGCUUCCACCAACACAAAAGAAGUUGUAGCAGAGAUUCCUUCAUAUAUCCGAGUCUUCAAAGAUGGGACCGUGGAACGGCCGCGACAAACACCAUUCAAGCCAGCGUUACUUGAUGACCCACAAACAGGAGUCUCAUCCAAAGACAUUAUCAUCUCACACAACCCCACAAUCUCAGCUCGCCUUUACCUUCCAAAACUCACUUCAUCAAAUGAGAAAGUUCCAAUCUUGGUCUACUUUCAUGGUGGUGGUUUCUUCUUUGAAUCCGCUUUCUCCCAGCUUUACCAUGACCAUUUCAACUCCUUUGUUCUCAAAACAAAUGUUAUAGUUGUUUCUGUUGAGUACAGACUGGCUCCAGAACACCUUCUCCCUGCAUGUUACCAUGAUUGCUGGGUCGCACUCCAAUGGGUCUCAACCAAAGCAGAGUCAUGGUUGAUUAAUCAUGGUGAUUUUAACAGAGUUUCCAUUGGGGGUGACAGUGCUGGUGGUAAUAUUGUGCAUAACAUAGCCAUGCGUGCUGGCACUGAGGCUUUACCUGGUGAUGUUAAAGUAUUUGGAGCUAUUUUUUCGCAGCCUUAUUUCUACAGUUCAUACCCAAUUGGAUCUGAACCUGUUGUAGAUCAUGAGCAGAAACUUGCCUAUGUGGUUUGGAAAUUGGUGUACCCAUCUGCGCCUGGUGGUAUUGAUAACCCCAUGGUCAACCCUGUAGCUCCAGGGGCACCUAGUUUGGCUGGACUUGGGUGUUCCAAGAUUAUUGUGUGUGUUGCUGGCAAGGAUGGUUUAAGGGACAGAGGGGUUUGGUAUUAUGAGGCUGUGAAGAAGAGUGGUUGGCAAGGGAAAUUGGAACUGUUUGAAGAGAAAGAAGAGGAUCAUGUUUAUCAUAUCUUUCAUACAGAAUCUGACAAUGCCAAGAAAUUGAUCCAACGCUUGGCUUCGUUUCUCCAUGAUGAGCUAGUCUUUUUCCACCUUCCUCCUUGGUUCACUCCUCCUUCACUCUCUUUUUCUAUUAUUUUCCUUAAUUCAAUGGCUUCUGCAACCUCAGCAACAACCUCCAAAGAGAUAGACAGAGAGCUUCCCCCUCUUCUGUGUGUCUACAAGGAUGGAACUGUGGAACGUUUUCUUGGCUCUUCCUUUGUGCAACCCUCCCUUGAAGAUCCUGACACAGGGGUCGCAUCCAAAGACAUAGUCAUCUCAGUAAACCCUUCCAUCAAAGCUCGCGUUUAUCUUCCAAAAUUGAGCAACCCUCAGAGCCAAAAGCUUCCAAUCUUGGUCUACUAUCAUGGUGGCGCGUUUUGCCUUGAAUCUGCAUUCUCCUUCCUCCACCAACGCUACCUUAACAUAGUAGCUUCACAAGCAAAUGUUCUAGUGGUUUCUGUGGAGUAUAGGCUCGCACCAGAACACCCUCUUCCUGCAGCAUAUGAAGAUGGUUGGGAUGCUUUCAAAUGGGUGACAUCCCAUUCCACCAAUAACCCCACAAACAGUGAGCCAUGGUUGAUCAAGCAUGGUGAUUUCAACAGGUUUUACAUAGGAGGUGACACUGCAGGUGCUAAUAUUGCAAAUAACAUAGCUCUUCGUGUUGGUGGUGGGGUUGAGACUUUUCCUGGGGAUGUGAAAAUAGCGGGUGCACUCCUUGCUUUUCCAUUGUUUUGGAGUUCUAAGCCAGUUUUGUCAGAACCUGUUGAGGGGCAUGAACAGAGUUCACCCAUGCAGGUGUGGAACUUUGUGUACCCAGAUGCACCAGGUGGCAUAGAUAACCCAUUGAUCAACCCUUUGGCUCAUGGGGCUCCUAGUUUGGCUACCCUUGGGUGCCCCAAGAUGCUGAUUUUUGUUGCAGGCAAUGAUGACCUUAGAGACAGAGGAAUUUGGUAUUAUGAUGCUGUUAAGAAAAGUGGGUGGCAAGGUGAGGUGGAACUCAUUCAUGUCGAAGGAGAGGAACAUUGCUUCCAAAUCUACCAUCCUGAGACUGAGAACUCUAAAAAUAUGAUCAAUCGCAUUGCUUCUUUCCUUGUUUGAACACAAUCUUAUGAUGUAAUUUUUUUUUUUUUUUUUAUGUUUGUGGGAAAUUGAUGGAUUAGGGUUUAUUAAUUAGUGGUAAUAAAUUGGAGAAGGGUUGCUGUA
This is a messenger RNA of Gastrolobium bilobum, 2118 nucleotides long. RefSeq lists its product as uncharacterized. Lineage: Eukaryota; Viridiplantae; Streptophyta; Magnoliopsida; Fabales; Fabaceae. Gene Ontology annotation, molecular function: hydrolase activity. The record is from RefSeq and is a predicted model, not a curated record. The transcript has 2 exons. Bases 1 to 2013 code for a protein of 670 amino acids.